AUAAUUCAACUUCCGCUAGCGUUAGCGGCCGGUGUUUGUUGACAGCAACAAGCCGCUUAGCACAACUUUACUGUGGGCGUUUCAUUGUGUUUCGGGGUAAAAUGGCAUCAUCUAACUCAUACAAACUCAGGUGCUCCAUCCCGGGCCACGAAAUGGACGUUAGGGGACUCGCAUCGGCUGUUUUUCCAGAGGGAGCUUUCGUGUCUGUGUCCAGAGACCGAACCGGAAGAGUGUGGGUGCCAAACUCAAGCCCUGACAACGGCUUCACAGAGAUGCAUUGUAUGUCUGGCCACUCAAAUUUUGUAUCCUGUGUAUGCUUCAUUGCACCCAGUGAUACAUAUCCGCGAGGACUUAUUGCCACAGGUGGAAAUGAUAAUAACAUUUGUGUUUUCACACUGGACCAACCUCAGCCCCUAUUCACUCUCAAGGGUCACAAAAAUACAGUUUGCACGCUGUCUUCUGGGAAGUUUGGGACACUUUUGAGCGGCUCCUGGGACACCACGGCCAAAGUCUGGCUCAAUGAGAAGUGCAUGAUGACCUUGGAGGGCCACUCUGCAGCAGUGUGGGCAGUGGUCAUCUUACCUGAACAAGGCUUUAUGCUGUCUGGAUCAGCAGAUAAGACCAUCAAGCUUUGGAAAGCCGGACGAUGUGAGAAGACGUUUACAGGUCACGAGGACUGCGUAAGGGGACUAGCAGUGAUCAGCAACACUGAGUUCUUCUCAUGCAGCAAUGACACAAGUAUCAGAAGGUGGCUGGUGACAGGCGAAUGUGUACAGGUCUAUUACAGCCACACCAACUACAUCUACAGCGUGGCUGUCUUCCCAAAUAGCCAUGAUUUCGUAAGCACAGGAGAGGACAGGACUUUGAGGAUAUGGAGGCAGGGAGAGUGCUCUCAGACCAUCCGUCUGCCUGCCCAGUCUGUCUGGUGCUGCUGUAUUCUGCCUAAUGGUGAUAUAGCCAUUGGAGCCAGUGAUGGAAUUAUUCGCGUGUUUACAGAAGCUGAGGACCGCAUAGCUAGUGCAGAGGACCUGCAGGCCUUUGAGGAUGAACUCUCCAAAACCACCAUUGACCCCAAGACAGGCGACCUUGGAGACAUCAAAAUAGAGGACCUUCCUGGAAGGGAACACCUUAAUGAGCCGGGGAAUCGUGACAGACAGACACGGCUGAUUAAAGAUGGACAGAAGGUGGAGGCAUAUCAGUGGAGCGUCAGUGAUGGCCGCUGGAUGAAAAUCGGAGAUGUGGUCGGAGGCUCAAACCAACAGACCUCCAAGAGCGUGAUGUAUGAAGGAAAGGAAUAUGACUACGUGUUCACCAUUGACGUGAAUGAGGGAGGGCCAUCCAUGAAGCUGCCUUACAAUGUGUCAGAGGACCCCUGGCUCACAGCGCACAACUUUUUGCAGAAGAAUGACCUCAGCCCCAUGUUCCUCGACCAAGUUGCCAAUUUUAUAAUAGAAAACACCAAAGGACAUGUGGUGGGAGAAGCCCAGCCUGCUGGUGGUGACCCAUUCACCGGAGGAGCUCGGUACAUCCCCGGGGCUUCUGACGAAAGGGCAGGCUUUGGAGCUGACCCCUUCACAGGCUCCGGUCGCUACAUCCCAGGGUCGGGUCCGAACCCAAGUGCUCCUGUAGGUGUGGCAGAUCCCUUCACAGGAGGAGGUGCCUACUCCUCAGCAGCCCUGAGACAGACGGCAACCAACAUCUACUUCCCCAAGACUGAUGGUGUGACCUUUGAGCAAGCCAAUACCCCGCAGAUCAUUGCCAAGGUGAAGGAGCUGAAUGGAGGCGCCCCUCAGGAGCACAAGCUUUCUGAAGAAAUUCUGGAAAAUCUUGAGAAGUUGCUGGUGUCCGUCUGUGACUUCUCCAACCCUGCCCCAACCAUCCAACAGAUCAACCUGCUCUGGAAGGCCUCUCACUGGCCUGAAGACAUUGUGUUUCCUGUCCUGGACAUUAUGAGGCUGGCAGUGCGCCACCCACUGGUUAACGAGAGCCUCUGUGGAGAGGCAGAGGGAGUCCAGCUGUGCAACCACCUGCUGAGCCUGAUGAGGCCUGAGGGGCGUCCUGCCAACCAGAUGCUGGCGCUGCGGACUCUGUGUAACUGCUUUAGUGGCAGGCACGGCCGAGCCCUCCUCAUGGCCCAGCGUGAAACGGUGCUAUCACGUGCUUCCGACCUGGUCACCGUCUGCAAUAAGAACAUCCACAUUGCCCUGGCCACUCUGGUGCUUAAUUACGCUGGCUGCCUGCACAGCCAACCUGAUCUCGAGGCCAAGGCCCAGUGCCUGUCUGUGGCCAGUAGAGCUCUGGAGACGGUACAAGACAAGGAGGCUGUGUUUAGGCUGCUGGUGGCCUUGGGAACCACUGUGGCCUCAGACCAGACAGCCCAGGACCUGGCUCGCUCCCUGGGGGUCAACUCUCAGAUUUCCAAGUACUCAUCAGUGUCUGAUCCAUCUAAAGUGGCCGAGUGUUGCCAGCUGGUUUUAAAAGCACUACAGUGAUGCGAAUGAUUAGAAAAAAAGAGCACUUGUUUCUUACUAUUACUCUGUUAUGCUUAAUCAAUUGUGGUGGAGACUUAAAUAACUGUAUGUUCUGCAAUAAAAAAAGGACAAACGAAAUCUCUGCA
This is a messenger RNA of Siniperca chuatsi (mandarin fish), 2617 nucleotides long. RefSeq names its product phospholipase A2-activating protein (gene plaa). Bases 102 to 2492 code for a protein of 796 amino acids. The record is from RefSeq and is a predicted model, not a curated record. Lineage: Eukaryota; Metazoa; Chordata; Actinopteri; Centrarchiformes; Sinipercidae. Gene Ontology annotation, cellular component: nucleus; cytoplasm. Gene Ontology annotation, biological process: ubiquitin recycling; proteasome-mediated ubiquitin-dependent protein catabolic process. The transcript is spliced from 14 exons. Gene Ontology annotation, molecular function: ubiquitin binding.